Oenanthe melanoleuca is the source of this 4642-nucleotide messenger RNA. RefSeq names its product EPM2A glucan phosphatase, laforin (gene EPM2A). Bases 2139 to 3098 code for a protein of 319 amino acids. The transcript has 4 exons. Gene Ontology annotation, cellular component: nucleus; cytoplasm. Gene Ontology annotation, biological process: protein dephosphorylation. Lineage: Eukaryota; Metazoa; Chordata; Aves; Passeriformes; Muscicapidae. The record is from RefSeq and is a predicted model, not a curated record. Gene Ontology annotation, molecular function: carbohydrate phosphatase activity; protein tyrosine/serine/threonine phosphatase activity; protein tyrosine phosphatase activity.
UUAUUAUUUAAUGCAGACCACUUAGUUGGUAGUUUGUUCCCACAGGAAUUAACUGACAGUAGUUUUUGUGAGAGUUAAAAACAACUUGAUUAUUAGGGUUUUUCCCCUUUGUGCCAAAGCUUUUUGAUGGGAACUGUAAGGCUUGCCAAGUUGGAAUGAGGACUUACUAUAGCGGGGAAAAAAAAAAAAGGAAAUAGUCAUGUUUAAUUUGUGGUUGUAAAAGAUGACUGGAUUAUAGGGAAAGCUUUUAGGUUUCAGAAUAGUGUUAAGGAUGGUAGGGGAAGAGCACUGGCCAGGCAGUACUAGAAUAACAGGUCAUUUUGGCAAAGGAAACUAUUGUUAAUUCCUUAAGAGGCUUAGGGUGACACUUAAAACUAAAUUUAGGGUUAUGGCAAUGUGCUCAACUCCUUCAAUCCCAAAUACUAACACUAAAUUGAACUCCUCCCCACCUCCACUGCCUUUACUCCAGCUGAAAUUCCAGUUUCAGAAGAUGACAAAUCACAGGCCAUGCAAAUCUAACGGGGGAAAAAGAUGCUACUUGACACAUCAGUCUACAGAACAAUUUUUAUUGUUCUACAGGGCUUACUGGUCUAAGAUGAGGACUCAAUAUUACAGAUAUAAAGCAGUUCAGAUUUGUCCAAAGAUAGAUGUUGCUGGUGUUUCUUUACACUGGAGCUUAGACAAUAGCCAGGGACUCAACAGUCAAUCAGAUGUACUAUUGGAUCCUGCAGUUUCUUAGCUGAGACUGUGACUGGAAUGAACAGAAGCAUAUAGUUUUAUGUAGACACAAUAUGCUGGGGUCAUUUUAGGACUUCUAUCAUGCUUGAGCUAUAGGAUAAAACGCCAGAGUUGUUACAUCCUGUCUCAUCCACACUGCUAAAAUUAAGGUGUAUGGUAAAAAGACAGAUAUUUGAAAAACAAGUAUGAGAUAGGGUAUUGGUAGCUCGACUGUAAGGUUGAGCAAAAACAAAGAUAAAAAUCUACUGCAGUGUUGCACAAAGGCAGCAGUGCUACAGUGAAGCCAGCAGAAAUGGAGGAAAGUGACAAAAGCAAAUUCCAUUUGCUUUGGUUACGUCUGGAAAAGUGGUGGAAUAUCACUUAGACAAGUUCAGUAAGUAUCAGUGAAAAUUGGCUAAUGCACUCUUAAAAAUAAAUUGGCAGCACAUACACUUCAGUGUCAUCACCUCUGAAUAGAGGAAACAAACAGCCAUCUUUUGAGGCAGGCUUUCUUUUGACUCAUUGAAAGGCCUUCAUCCUGUUCCCAGAACUUGACCUAAAUAAAGUUACUACUCCUCUGUUUCUGUCCUUAAAAGCUUCUGAAAUGGGCGUAUUCAAGCAGGGACCGCCCUAUAAAUGGUUGGAUUGCAUCCUCUUCCUCAGUCUUUUUAAGUCCUGGGUAUUGCUACGCGUAGGAGUUGCCAAAUGUUCCCCUUCUGGCUGUAAACAGAACGCGUGCAGUGAAAUGUAGAUUUUUAAAGAAAGCUUUCUAACCUCCCUCAGCAUUUUACAUUUCUUUCCUCAUCACGGCUGGCUGGCUGUCAGCGGGGAAAACAAACUUCAUGAACACUAAAGCGUUAUUUGCAGCCAGUCCUUGUUUGUAGCUGCACGUAUGGCAAUUUUUAAUUAUGUGUUUGCUGCGCUAAAUUAAGCCUGGGCUCUUGGGAGUUAUUGCAGUGGCUUCCUUUAACGCAGCAAUAAUCCUGGUUAAAGUCAGCAUACAUGACGCGUAGCCUUUGGCAACCACGAGAGCCAGCGUUAGGCUGCGGAGAGCAUUUUCCAUCCCCACUUGAGGAGGCGAUCGGGGGUCGGUGCUGUUUGAACUCCCAGCCGCUACUUUCGGAGGGGAAGUGCCCUCGGCUACGUGAGUGCGGCAGCCGAGAGCCCGAAACAACCGCACCGGGAACAGCCCGGACCGGAGGAACCACCGCCGGGCCAAGGGGCAGCAGCGGCGUCUGGGGAAGGGGCGGGGGCAGGGACGGUGUCCGGGGCAGGAGCGAUGUCCGGGGCACUGUCCGGGCGGUGUCCGGCCCCGGCGGAAGGGCGGGCCCGGGCGGCCCCCCAGCGGCGGCCCCGCUCCCGGCCGUGCUGCAGCGGCGGCAGAGCGCCUCGUCAAUCCUCGUCCUUAGUGCGGCAGUACAAUGCUGUUCCGCUUCGGCGUGGUGCUGCCCGGCCGGGUGACGGAGGGCGGCGCGGAGCUGCUGGUGGCCGGCUCGCGGCCGGAGCUGGGCGAGUGGGACCCGCGGCGCGCCGUGCCCAUGAGGCGGGCGCGGCCGAGCGCGCCGCUGCCCGCCCAGGAGCCCGCGCUGUGGCUGGCGGAGGUGGCGCUGCCGGACGAGGACGCCGCCAGCCCCUUCUGGUACAAGUUCCUGCGGCGGGAGGGCGGCCACUUCCUCUGGGAAGGUAGUGGGCCCCACCACGAUCGAAGUUGUGUUUACGACCAGAGCAACAUAGUAGAUGGAGUUUACUGCCUCCCAAUAGCACACUGGAUUGAAGUCUCUGGGCAUACUGAUGAGAUGAAACACACAACCGAUUUCUAUUUUAAUAUCGCAGGACAUCAAGCUAUCCAUUACUCCAGGAUUCUGCCAAACAUCUGGCUGGGAAGUUGCCCUCGGCAGCUGGAGCACGUGACAAUCAAGCUGAAGCAUGAGCUGGGUGUUACAGCUGUGAUGAACUUCCAGACUGAAUCUGACAUAGUUCAAAAUUCCUGGGGCUGCAACCGCUACCCAGAACCCAUGAGCCCCGAAAUCCUCAUGAAACUGUAUAAGGAAGAAGGUCUUGCCUAUGUCUGGCUGCCAACUGCAGAUAUGAGCACUGAAGGAAGAGCGCAGAUGCUGCCACAAGCCGUGUGCCUCCUGCACGGGCUGCUGCAGAACGGGCACACGGUGUACGUCCACUGCAACGCCGGAGUGGGCAGGUCCACGGCCGCCGUCAGCGGCUGGCUGAAGUACGUGGUGGGAUGGAGCCUGCGAAAGGUGCAGUACUUCCUGGCUGCCCGCAGGCCGGCUGUCUACAUAGACGAGGAAGCUCUCACUCGUGCUGAAGAUGAUUUCUACCAGAAAUUUGGGCAUCUUCGUUCCUCGUGCCAAAUACAAGAGUAGGAAAGCAGAAGAGGGAAAGGAAGGGGAAGAGAAGAAUCCUUACAUUUCAACCCCAAGGACUUAAAAAUUUCUGUGACUCAGGCACCCGCCUCACCUCUUCAGAUUAUAAACUUCUUGUAAAAGUUAUGAGAAUUUUGUUUUAAAAGUGCCUUAGAGUGUUUUUAUUUGCUUUCUUUAAGCAUGAUGUUUCCUGUUUUCAAGCGUUUUGGUGCAAUUAUGAGACCUAGAAACUCUGCAAAGUGAAACAAGAUUUUCUUUUAACUACUUGCCUACAGGAACUGAGGUUUUAGGGGUUGACACUAAAUAAGAUAUGAGGUGAGGUAGAGUUGGCAAUAUUUCAGUGACAAGAAAAAAAUGCAAAGAUUGACUGGAUUAAGGUUCAGGUUAGGAUGGAGCAGAUAAUCACCAAACUUCUCUGUUAUUUUAAGCAGAUAUUAUAUUGUUGCAGUGUUUUGUAGAAUUCUGUAGUCAAGUAGUAAUGAUGAGAAAGACCAGAAGGAAAUUGGCUCUUCAACUCAGUAUUUAAAAACAUAAAGCUAAUGUCUAACGCAGUGAACUAAGAUUUGCUCUUUGUCUAUCUAGUUAAUGUUAAAUAUUAUGAGCUCCAGCUGUAUUCUUUUAUGACGUUGGGGUUAUGCUGGGCUGUGGCACGAAGAGAGGACACAGCUCCAGCUGUGGCAGCCUUGCUUUGUUGUGGGGCAGGACCACUGUUUGUUACAUUAUCCUGGGCUGUGGGUUCUCUGAGUUGAAGCUGCAUUUUGCCCUGCCAGUCCAUGCAGUGUUGCACAGGGUCAGUCUGAGCAGUAACCACUGGAGUAAGACAGGACCUAUAGGAAUUGUGUGAUAAGCAAUGUGCAUGACUGGCACCACAGCCUCUGGGCUCUUGACCUACUUUAGUAUCUUCAAUACAGCAAAAGCCUCUCCUUGUGCAAGCAGUGGGUGUGGGUUAGGUUUAGCUGACUGAAGCUAAUGCUGGACUAUCUGGGCUGAAUGAAGUGGAUACAUUCCUCAUAGGAACAAAGAGCAACUCAGGAGCUUAUCCUCAGUGUUGGCUUUGUGGAUGAUCCCUAAUGUUUUCCAUUGCUGCUUGGUCCCUUAGCUAAACUAAGCAGUGGCACCAACAGCUUCCAGUCCUGCUCAGAUAAAACCAAUUUGCUGCAGGUUGAGUUCAACAGAAAAGAGAGGAUUAAGGAUGCAUAAACAUUAAGAAACAUGAUUUCUAUAGGUUUAUUCUUCAGUGAAAUCUCAUUUUUUCCAGCUAACUUGAUGCAGUCAGUGACAGAGAAGUUUAAGUAGUAAAUAUUGAUUUUCUGAAUACUUAAUGGAGAAACUAUUAGAUAUGAACUGUUUAUAGAGAAUGUCCAAAAUAAUACAUUUUAUUUAUCUUAUACUUCAAUCAUCUUAAGAAUAAAAAUGUUUAUUUAAGUUAUUCUGUCUGUGGUUUUGAUCAUGACUUUAUUUUGAUUUUUUUGAAAUAGCACUGCCUGUUUAGGAAAUGGAUGAGAAAAGUUCUCUGUUAAAUAAAGAGAAAAUGUCCAUCCAGC